AUGAGAUUCGUAGACGCUUUCGUAUUGGCAAUCAGUUCUAACAUUAUGGUCUGCAUCGCUUUGUACCGCCUCUACGCUCUUCGAUAUCCGCUCUGGAUCUCGACUGUCGGCCACAGUCGAGUGCCCCGCAUGUUGCUGCUUGCUUGGAGUGUGGCCACUAUCACAGUGCUUUUCUCAACUGCUCUACGUAUGGCGAGAGGUGGAUUUCGGCAAUCUUCGUCAGUGUGUGACCAUAUGGACAGAGAAGAUCAAUCUUGGUCCGAACAAAACUCAAAUGACUGA
This is a messenger RNA of Ostertagia ostertagi, 282 nucleotides long. NCBI's taxonomy places the organism in Eukaryota, Metazoa, Nematoda, Chromadorea, Rhabditida, Trichostrongylidae. The record is from the annotation of a GenBank genome assembly.